This is a messenger RNA of Helicoverpa armigera (cotton bollworm), 1468 nucleotides long. It is a transcript of the gene Alg2, whose product is annotated as alpha-1,3/1,6-mannosyltransferase ALG2. The transcript has a single exon. The coding region runs from base 137 to 1402 and encodes 421 amino acids. Gene Ontology annotation, molecular function: GDP-Man:Man(1)GlcNAc(2)-PP-Dol alpha-1,3-mannosyltransferase activity; alpha-1,3-mannosyltransferase activity. The record is from RefSeq and is a predicted model, not a curated record. NCBI's taxonomy places the organism in Eukaryota, Metazoa, Arthropoda, Insecta, Lepidoptera, Noctuidae. Gene Ontology annotation, cellular component: endomembrane system.
AAUGCUCAACACUAGCGUGUCUGUCUGACUUUUCAAGGUGUCAUUCAGAUUUUGCAUUUAUUUACAAAUUAUCUUUGUAGUUUUAAACGAUUCAAUGAUAUCUUGUAACGUGGCAAAAUAUUAAAAGUGGUGUAAAAUGGUUAAGGUAAUAUUUCUCCACCCAGAUUUGGGUAUCGGCGGCGCCGAGCGACUGGUAUUGGAUGCUGCACUGGCGUUCAAGAAAAAGGGCCACGAAGUAGCAUUUUACACGAACCAUCAUGAUCCUUCUCACUGCUUCGCGGAGACCAGGGAUGGUACUUUCCCCGUGUCGGUCGUGGGAGACUGGAUACCGCGCUCUAUAUUCGGUAGAUUCAAGGCAGCGUGUGCUUACGUACGCAUGGUCUACGCCGCUGUUUACAUGGCAUGGUACGUCAUACCGGCUGAGGAACCGACUCUUAUAUUCUGCGACUUGAUAUCCCUGUGCAUUCCCUUUUUGAAAAUGGCUAGAGGACCGUACCGUGUCGUGUUUUAUUGCCAUCAUCCAGAUAAGCUUUUAUCCUCAGAAGGGGGCUUAUUGAAAAAGCUAUACAGAGCUCCAUUGAAUUUUUUAGAAGAAUUAACAACAGCACAGGCAGAUAAAGUGCUUGUCAACAGUAAGUAUACUGCCAGGGUGUAUCAAGAUGCAUUCCAAAGAAUCAAGGACAUACCAGACAUCUGUUAUCCAUCUAUCAACACUGAGUUCUUCAGACAAACUACUCCAAAACCCUUGAAGGAGGUUGUUCCUGUAGGUACUGACAAGUUCAUAUUCCUGUCUAUAAACAGGUAUGAGAGAAAAAAGAAUCUACAGCUAGCAUUGAGAGCAUUUGAGCAUUUAAAACACAUUUUGAACGAGGCUGAUUGGAACAGGGUGCAUUUAAUAAUGGCGGGAGGAUUUGAUCCAAUAAACUUGGAAAACAUGGAGCACUACAUUGAGUUGACUGACUUAGUUGCUGAGCUAGACAUAGAGGAAAAGGUAACAUUUAUGAAAUCUCCCAAAGAUGAUGAGAAAGUGUCUCUUUUAUAUAACUGUAGAGCUUUGGUGUACACUCCAUCAAAUGAGCAUUUUGGCAUUGUUCCUCUUGAGGCUAUGUAUUUCAAGAAGCCAGUUAUAGCUGUGAACAGUGGAGGUCCCACAGAGACUAUUGUCAAUGAGGUAACAGGGUUCCUGUGUGAACCGAACAGUAGAGCAUUUGCUAAUGCCAUGAGCAAAUUGGUAAUCAACCCAGAGUUGGGAGAAAAACUGGGGGAGGCAGGCCUAAAGAGGUUUGAAACCAAGUUCUCAUUUGAUGCAUUUACAGACCAGUUAGAUGGAAUUUUAAAUAGGGAGAGGCAGAUUGUGUCUGAGGCGAGGGCUAUUGAGUACGAGAACCGUAAACGUAAAUAACACGGUGCCGGCACUCCAACAAUAUGUGAUAUUGUUUGAGUGUGCUAACCAAAGAAAAGUCCACAU